GUGGUGGGUGGUCAUCCAUCCAGUGAACCGGAGGAACCUGUGACUAGGCGCUGACCAUCCUCCAUUCCGAAGCCCGUGGACCCUUUUCUCUCCAUCAACAACAAAGCAAUAACCCAUAUCUUCAGCAGCCACGCACCUCGUCAGUUGCUGCAUAAUUGCUCCGUCGUCUUCUGGGCUUUUCACCCUCUUCUCCCGCGUUGCCCCCCGGGUCCAAACGCACUGACGCUGUUCACGAGUCAGGUGGAGCCCAGGCACCCCCAAAUCGGUGGGCAGGCGAGAAGGGACAGGCAUUGUGGCAUCUUGAACGACAGCCACCGCUUGCGAUCCUCGACACAUGCACCACCUCCCCCGGUACUUACUGUACACGACUGUACGAUUGCAACACUCAGCUGUACACUGACUGCACUGCUACCCGCAUACUUAUUGGGGCGCAACAUCAAGUAGCGCCGCGUCCUGCUUCCUUGCGGUUCUUCCGUAGCCCCCAACAACGCACGCCCCGGCGCAACUCCUCCAAACAAAACCGAGCGAUAUGUCGACAUCGGCUUCCAAGAAGCCGCCAUCUGGCGGUGUAGGGCGCGUGUCAACGGCCGAUAACGGCGCCUCCUCGCCGGGCACAUCACCAGCGCGCAAUGCGCAACGGUCAUCAACGCCAACGGCCCACGCUCGAACCCGAUCCGUCCGAGGCGGCGCGCCAGUGUCGGCCCGCGCUGCCGCUGCACGUCGAGACAGCAGCGCCUUGGGGAGCGCCGAAUCCGAUGCGCGAGCCGAGAGCGCCUCGGCCGUCGAGGAUCUUCAGCAGCGCCUGGAAAAGGAAGAAAAGUCCUCCGAGCAGUACAAGAAGCAGGUCGACGUGCUGCAGUCCAAGCUGGAUGAUGUGGUGAAGGAGUCGGCGAGACUGGAAGAGAAGGUCCACGAGUACGAGGAGCAGCUCGAGGCCCUUAGGAAUGAAAAGCGAGAUGCGACUCGUCAGAUCCGGGAGAUGGAGAAUAUUUACGAGGCGGAGCGAAGCGCGAUCCUCAAGGAAAAGGAGGAGCUGGCGAACAGGGAAGAGGAGAUGCAGACCGUCAUUCAGCGGCUCAAGGACAAUCUCGCCCAGAGAAACAACACCGAUGACGAUGGGAGGCCGUCCAGACAAACUGCUAGCUCGUCUCCGUCGCUCGACGGCGGCAGCUUCGCCCCUCCAUCAUCCCUCCACCGCAGCGACUCCCGAAACAGCUCAAAACUCAUCUUGCAAAAGGACAAACUCAUCGAGUCUCUGCGGCUGGAACUCGCAGAGGCGCAGAUCAAGCUCGUUGAAUCCGAGAACCAAGGCGGCGGGAGGCUUCAGGAGGUUGAACGUCUGCUCAUGGAGGCGCGUAUGGCCAACGCCAGGCUCAUGGAAGACAACGAGAGUUAUCAGUUGCUUCUCCAGGAGAGGACCCUCAAGGGCGACUUCGGCCAGAGCGACUUCAGCUAUAUGGGCGCCAGUGCCAACCAGGAUGCACUGAACGCUCUGGAGGGCAAGACAGGCGGCUCGAGCCUCGCCGACGAACUUUCUGACGCUGCAGCCGCCGAGGGUGAGGGCGACCGCCGCCUCGAGGCCGAGCUCAAGGCCAUGAGGGAGCAGAACAAGGCCCUCACGCUAUAUAUUAACAAGAUUAUCGAGCGCCUUCUUCAGCACCAGGAGUUCGAACACAUCCUGGACCAGUCGGGCGACGUCAAGGCCGCAGUACCCGACACGAACAAGGACCUUCCUGCGCCGCCUGGUGAGAAACCCGUUCCGAGCGGGCCAUCUCUGCUGCAACGGGCCAAGUCGAUGGCUGUGGGACAGGCAAAGCCCAAACAGCGGCCCGUUUCCAUCAUGCCCGCCUCCAACGCGGCGAGCUCGGCGCACACUGAUCCGGAGACGGCCCCGAGAAUCCCCAUCGGCAAUCUUGGGCGAUCUGCCAGCACGAGGCGGUCCAGGCCGCAGAGUGAUCAGUUCACUGGCGCCGCAAGCCUCGUCGGCCAGAUGUACAAGGGCCCCGAGGGACCGGCGUCGCCCACGCUCGGCAACCCCCGGCACUCGCACUCAUUCUUUGCGGGCCGCGCUUCCAGCGGAAGUCAAGCUCCUUCCGCCUCGGGUAACUUCCCAGGCAUGAGGAGCGAGACAUCCAGCCUGAGCGGCGACUCCAACGACAACGUGUCAACGCCGCCUUCCCAGUCUCCGCCCAGAUCGCACAGCGACAAGGGGACGACAUUUUCGGGUGCGAAACCUCGGCCGCUGCGCCUGGUGCAGGAGAACCAGGACAUGGUUAAGGACAACAAGCGAUCGAGCUGGUACUCGGGAUGGAGCUGGGGCGCCAAGAAGGAGGACUCGGCGUCGGCGCAGGCGCCGCCCGCGGGCAGCACGAUCCCGGAGUGAUGAUGCCUUUUUCCCCAUUCUUUUCCUGGUUCCCGUACGGGUGCAGUACGGGCUGGGUCACGUUGAUAUGAGAUAUCUCGGACACAUGAGAGGGCGUCUGGGGCGUGUAGACUCAUCUUUAUUCUUCAUCGGGAAGACAAAAACAUUUACAAACGUCUUCUGUGCCGUGACUAGGAUACGCGGGGCGCUUGGAUAAACCACAUGGGAGUGAGCGGAAAAGGGACGGGGGAAAGAAGAGAAGGAACGGCACACCAUGUUUGGCUUUGUCAGGGCGUGAGAGCCAACAAACCAACAAGAGUCUUGGUCUGACCACCGUUGACGUGUACUAUUUAAGGUCACCGCGGAGUACAAAGUAUAUGCAUUGCUGAUUCAAACAGGCAGCGGGACGAUUACAUGCAUGCAUGUGUGCUCAAACAGCACCGUCCAAGCUGUUCCAACGUAAUUCUCCAUCCGCAGGUAUCGGGGAGGCAUUCCCUAGCCAUGGGCGGCCAGGACCUUCCUUGGAUGAGGCACUUUGGCUCCAAGCCGGGCAAUGGAAGGCGAGACGAAUUGACCGUGAGACCAGGCGCUGCUUCGGGAGCAGAUGCCAGAAGGAGCAGCGGCAGCAUAUCUCUCAAUAUCACCAAUCAAGAGGUGGGUUCGGUCCUAUGGGAUCCGUUUCUGCGAGUCGGGGCGAUCACGACAACGGCAGUGGCCCACGAAGGGAAUGGGGAAGUUUGUACAGCCGCUCAGUCGGGACGGGUCGGUCGGUUGGUCAGCCGCUCGGCCUCUCUUCCAUUCCUACUACAUCCGCCGGUCGGGCGGCUGCGUGCGCCGGGCGUGGAGACAUGCACCGGGGGGGGAAGGCGACUCAUGAGAUGCCACGACGUGGAGGUUGUGCGUGUGCGGUGCGGGAACAGCUCCGUUUUGCUGGAACAUGACAGAGGUAAAGAGAGGCCAGGAGUAGAUCAGACGUAUGCCUCUACGGUUCACGAAAGGCGGAGGAGCACCCCCUCGAUUUGUGUCUCUCUUUGAGAUGCGGAGGUGGAUAACCUUACUCAGGC
This is a messenger RNA of Purpureocillium takamizusanense, 3426 nucleotides long. RefSeq lists its product as uncharacterized. NCBI's taxonomy places the organism in Eukaryota, Fungi, Ascomycota, Sordariomycetes, Hypocreales, Ophiocordycipitaceae. The coding region runs from base 530 to 2383 and encodes 617 amino acids. The transcript has 2 exons. The record is from RefSeq and is a predicted model, not a curated record.